ACAAUGCCUAUACAGAUCAUGCUGUGAAAAUGGUUAUACAUGUACAACUUCAGCUCCUGGAAAGAAAUAUUGAUAGCAGAUGGAAUUUUGUAUAAUUGAGAUCUUCAUGUUGAUACAGUAUAGGAAACACUGUGGAAUUGUUUUCUCCAGCAACUGUGAAUGGUGACUGACUCCAACUGGUGCUAAUGCAGAUAAGGAAAAUGCCUACCAUUAAAAAAGAGGAGUGCAUGGAUACAAGGAGUGGUAUGGAGAACAUCCUUGUGUUAAAUUCUAAUAUGACAGAUAUAUCUGAAUCAAUGGACUCUAGCAAUGACAUGUUGUACAAUGAAGGUGGUAUUGGGAAAAACAAGUCGUCAUCAUGUCGUAGGAAAAGGGAAUUCAUUCCUGAUGAAAAGAAAGAUGCUAUGUACUGGGAGAAGAGAAGGAAAAAUAACGAGGCUGCAAAAAGAUCACGAGAGAAGCGCAGACUAAAUGACAUGGUUCUUGAAAAUAAACUCCUUGCACUAGGAGAGGAGAAUGCUAACCUGAAAACGGAACUGCUGUCUUUAAAACUUAAGUUUGGUUUAAUAAGUUCUGCAUCGUAUGCUCAAGAGAUACAAAAGGUUACAAACACCACAGCUGUAUAUUUUCAGGAAUAUGCAGCUGCCAAAUCCAAUGCGACGUCUUUCUCAGGAGAUCAUGAACACCCUCUCAUGACCAGUAGCUGCAUUUCUGUAAUCAAGCACUCCCCUCAGAGUUCUCUGUCAGAUGUAUCUGAGACCUCAUCUGGAGACCAUAUUCAACCAAACCCCUUUCAGGGCAGCUGCAGAACACCUGAAAUGAAGUUCCAAAGGAUUAAGCGGGAACCCUUAGAGAUAGAGACCUUUCCUCGGGAAUCUAGAGAGGAGAACCCUUCCUACACCCCAUCUGUCUAUCAGAACUAUAUUAGAAGCACAUUUCCUAGUUAUUCCCAUUCUCCUCCCCUCCUACAAAUCAACAGUUCCUCCAGUAACUCUCCAAGGACAUCAGAGACUGAUGAGGGUGUGGUAGGAAAAACUUCUGAUGGGGAGGAUGAGCAGCAGGUUCCAAAAGGUCCCAUUCAUUCCCCUAUUGAACUAAAAAAUGGUCAUACAACAGUAAUAAAAGUUCCAGAAGUGAAUUCCUCUGCACUGCCCCACAAACUGCGAAUUAAGACUAAAGCUAUGCAGGUCAAAAUGGAAGCACUGGAGAAUGAGUUUACUGCCACACAAAAACUGGCUUUGCCAAUUGACAUGUCCUCAAAAAAGCACUUUCCACUCGAAAAACAUAAUAGCGAAGAUCUGGUACAUUCAUCUUUGUCUGUUCAAGUGACUAAUAUGCCAGACUGGCCUAUUAAAUCAGGACAGUGGCAACAUAAGGAACUUGAAAAAAUCCCAAAUAUUUGCAAAACUGCUGGAAUUGUUGGUAUGACGGACAAUGUUUACAAGGCUACUGAGCCAGAGAGCUUGUAUUUAAAACAAGGCAUUGCAAAUUUAUCUGCUGAGGUUGCCACGCUGAAAAGACUCAUAGUUGCCCAAGAAAUCUGUACUUCAGAUUCCAGCUAAGUUACUACUGAAAUUAAAUUUGAUGCUUAAUGUAAUAAAGGGUGUUGUUUGCAGUAAAUUGAUAUGUUUUGUAAAAUGCUAAUUUUCACUGGACCUGUGAUGUCAUUCACUGUUCUGUUCUUGUAAUAUGUCUUCUAAAUAUUGUCUUUUGUGCACAAUUAUUCUGACGAUUGUGUUAUUAUGAUCACUUUGCCUUGUGUACAGUUAGGUAGCAAUUGCAAGGUUGUAAAUAUCUUAUACAUUAUUUUUGCUGGUCUGUUAUAAACUGUGCAAGUUGCCAUGUAUAAUAAAGUUUUGGUGACAAUUA
Nanorana parkeri is the source of this 1869-nucleotide messenger RNA. RefSeq names its product nuclear factor, interleukin 3 regulated (gene NFIL3). Gene Ontology annotation, biological process: circadian rhythm; regulation of DNA-templated transcription; DNA-templated transcription. The coding region runs from base 186 to 1562 and encodes 458 amino acids. NCBI's taxonomy places the organism in Eukaryota, Metazoa, Chordata, Amphibia, Anura, Dicroglossidae. Gene Ontology annotation, molecular function: DNA binding; DNA-binding transcription factor activity. Gene Ontology annotation, cellular component: nucleus. The record is from RefSeq and is a predicted model, not a curated record. The transcript has a single exon.